CCUAGUAAGCCUCCUAAAACUUAUGCCAGUUAGGUUUAAACUAGCUUGCCAAUAGUAGAAAACAUAAAAUUAAAGUCCAAUGUCCGAAUCGACUGAUCCGCACUGCUCCACCUCAAAGUCCAACCUGAUCAAAGUGCACCAUGUGGGUGUGACUGCCAGGAUGCAGUCACCCUUGAAGAAGCUUCUGCCCCGGAUGAAUUCCUCCAGCGAUUCGGAUGUGUACCAGAACAGCCAGAACCAAUACAACAUGUUCAAGGACGUGGGGCGUGGUGAGAUGACCGAGUCCACGGCUUCGGGUAGCUCCCCACAUACUCUUUAUCAUAUGCACGCCGAACCGGUCAAGAGUCUGCUGAAUCACUCGAAGAUUAAGCCCCAAAGGAUCGAGUUCCAGCGCUACUCGAAGAAGCGACCACAUGUGAUUGUUCCAACAAGAUCGGCUCCCAAGGUAAAGAGUCGUUCGAAAUCCCACAAAGCCUCGCAGGCGCAGGAGCAGAAACCGGGAUUCCUGAGACGUUUGUUCGAAUCACUGGACAAGAUGUGCCAGUGCCAGCCUCAAAGUCCGAAGUCCAUUAUCGAUGAUCUGCCGGAGCCGAAGUGGAAUCACAAGGAAGCCAGCCGGCACACCUGCAUCGGUAUCUAUCCAUUUGAACAUGGAUGCGCCGACUAUCUGAGCACCACGGAUACGCAUCCGAAAAUCAACGCCAUUGUCCUGGCGGAUCGGGCCACCACCUAUGCCACCCACUUUUGGGCGGAACUCUUCGGACUGCUCCACAUCGCCGUGGCCUUUGUGGUGGCCUUUAUUCUGCAGAGCUACCGAUUUGUCCUAUACUCGCUGGUCAACACCCUGAUCGUCGGACUGCUCCACAUGACCUCGGACUACAUGUUGAAGCCAAUUCUGACCAUGAUCUUUAAUGGCUACCUCCAGCCGCCUUUGAUUCUCCUCUAUAACAUCUUGUGCUCUGUGAGGGACAUCCUGGAGCCGGUGGCCAGUACCCUCAAUAACUUUAUGAAACCACUGGCCACCGUGGGAAAUAGUUUUAGACUGGUGGAUGUCAACUACCGACAGAUCCAUAAACUGGCCAAAGAUGUUUGAGUUUGUUUUUCUUAGUUUGUUAAAUUGUUAUUAUGUUUGAGAGUUUUGUUAAAUACGUACACAAUACAUCUUUUUAGGGUUGCGUUUUA
Messenger RNA from Drosophila gunungcola (fruit fly), 1182 nucleotides. RefSeq lists its product as uncharacterized. Lineage: Eukaryota; Metazoa; Arthropoda; Insecta; Diptera; Drosophilidae. Bases 80 to 1093 code for a protein of 337 amino acids. The transcript has a single exon. The record is from RefSeq and is a predicted model, not a curated record.